Messenger RNA from Babesia bovis T2Bo, 1340 nucleotides. Its product is annotated as 26S proteasome family protein. Gene Ontology annotation, molecular function: ATP hydrolysis activity; proteasome-activating activity; ATP binding. The transcript has a single exon. The record is from RefSeq and is a predicted model, not a curated record. Gene Ontology annotation, cellular component: proteasome regulatory particle, base subcomplex. Bases 83 to 1300 code for a protein of 405 amino acids. NCBI's taxonomy places the organism in Eukaryota, Apicomplexa, Aconoidasida, Piroplasmida, Babesiidae. Gene Ontology annotation, biological process: proteasome-mediated ubiquitin-dependent protein catabolic process.
CUGAAACGUCCUUCAUCAAAGAUUAUAACUAACUUGUUAAUUAUCGGAUAUUGUUUUUGUACAUGGGUGUCAAUUAACGAAGAUGAUGGAAACGGAGACAAAAGCAGGGACAAUCCAAAGAAGUGAACCAGUAAAUGGACUCCUUACCUAUUAUCGCUACCGUAUUGCUGAUUACGAGGCAUUGCUAAAUGAAAAGGAGCAAACUAGACGUAGACUUGUAGCACAAAGAAAUGAACUAAAUGCAAAGGUUAGGGCACUUAAAGACGAACUCCACGCGCUUCUGGAGUCAGGUAGUUUCGUCGGCGAAGUGGUUAAGCAAAUGUGCCAAGAUAAAGUGCUGGUAAAAAUUAGCCUUGAAGGGAAGUAUGUCGUGGAUGUCAGCAAGGAUGUAGACAUUUCUAAAUGUACGCCUAGUACGAGGGUAGCUCUCAUGAGUGACUCUUACAAACUUCACAAGAUCCUUCCCACGAAAGUUGAUCCCUUGGUUGCUCUUAUGAAGGUAGAAAAGGUUCCCGACUCCACAUAUGAAAUGGUUGGUGGACUGGAGCAACAAGUGAAAGAGGUAAAAGAAGUUAUAGAAUUGCCUAUUAAGCACCCCGAAAUAUUUGAAUCUCUUGGUAUUUCACAGCCCAAAGGAGUGCUGCUUUACGGUCCUCCUGGAACAGGAAAAACACUUUUAGCUAGAGCUGUUGCACACCAUACAGAUUGCACAUUCAUUAGGGUCAGUGGUUCAGAACUGGUACAGAAAUACAUCGGAGAAGGUAGUAGAAUGGUUAGGGAGUUGUUUGUUAUGGCAAGGGCACAUGCUCCUUCGAUCAUCUUUAUGGAUGAAAUAGACUCUAUAGGUUCACAGAGAACUGAUAGUGGUCAUGGAGAUUCGGAAGUUCAGAGAACUAUGCUAGAGCUGUUGAACCAACUCGAUGGUUUUGAACCGUAUCAGAAUAUUAAAGUUAUUAUGUGUACUAAUCGCAUAGACAUCUUGGACGAAGCUCUGCUUAGACCAGGCAGGAUCGAUCGGAAAAUAGAAUUUCCAAAUCCUAAUGCUGAAGCUAGAGCUCAAAUUCUAGCCAUCCACAGUAGAAAGAUGAAUCUCGUAAGGGGUAUAGACUUAGAAAUGAUCGCACGUGAAAUGACAAAUGUGAGUGGUGCUGAGGUUAAGGCUGUCUGUACCGAAGCAGGGAUGUUCGCACUUCGUGAACGCAGAGUACACGUUACUCAAGAAGACUUUUUAAUGGCUGUUGCCAAGGUAAUGAAGAAAGACUCGGAUAAGAAUGUAAGCUUCACGAAAUUGUGGAAGUGAGCAUGUGGUGGAAAGGCAUUUUACUGGUUUCCCAGAUUUA